AUCACCUAUGGGCCUUUCGAGAUCGCCAACGCUCUCCGCGCUUCCAUGCUCAAUCGUCCAACAGUUGCCAAUGCUGCUGUGAAGGAGCUCAUCAAAAAAGCCGGUCAGAGAGAAGUCAAGUAUGAAGCAAUGGUACAGAACAAUACCUGCGGUCGCUUAGCAAUUGCUGAGCCCGCAGCUGUGCGCGGUGUAUGGCCAAGCAUUUAUGAUCGAGGUAUGUGA
Molecule: messenger RNA, 222 nt
Organism: Aureobasidium namibiae CBS 147.97
Lineage: Eukaryota; Fungi; Ascomycota; Dothideomycetes; Dothideales; Saccotheciaceae
Exons: 1
Source: RefSeq, a predicted model, not a curated record